Molecule: messenger RNA, 1102 nt
Organism: Pistacia vera
Lineage: Eukaryota; Viridiplantae; Streptophyta; Magnoliopsida; Sapindales; Anacardiaceae
Product: SAC3 family protein A-like
Exons: 2
Coding region: 351-872 (173 amino acids)
Source: RefSeq, a predicted model, not a curated record
CUAAAUAAAUUCUUAGACUUCUUUAUAAACGAUGUUUUUCCUAUUUUUUCUCUACACUCUUUAAAACUUUCUCCAAUAGCCUCAGCCUCCAACGGCUCUUUCUCACCUCAGUCUCCAGCGACCCUUUUUUUAAUACAAUAAAUUCAUCAAUUUUUUCUCUAUUCUUUUCGUUGAUUUUAUUAUCUUUUGAUCCCAAGAUCUUUCAAACUGAAGUUACUCGAUUUUGAAGGGUUUUUUUUAUUUUAUUUUAGUUUUAUUUUGGAAGGUUAAGAGUUGUUCAGUUUCAUAUUUAGGGUUUUGGCUUUGUUAUAUAAUUUUUUACAGUGAAUUAAAAUUAGGAUGUUAAUGAGAUGAUGAAUCAAGGAGGCAAUACUCUAACCGUGGCUUCACUUGACCUUAAUUUGGUUGAGAACCGUUAUGUUGUUGACGCUAGCCAAUCACAGACAUCAUAUCUUCCCUCAACAAUUGGAUCUAGAGCUGUGUCAUGGAAUACACAUGGUGUGGAUAAUCGCUCCAUAAAGAAUGGGAUUCUUCCAAAUUCCACUUAUCACCAUGAACAGCAUGCAAGACCACUUGUAAGGAAUGUUCAAGAUGGAGUAAAUGCGACAUCUGUAGCAAGUUCAUCAAGUUUAGGAGCAACUGCUGUAACACAAGAUUACAGUGGCUAUACACUGUACCCAAAUUCUAGUGAUCCAUAUAGUUAUGGAAACAUAGGAUACCUAGGUUACUAUAGUAGCUAUCAGCAGCAACCUAACCAUUCAUACUCCCAGCCUGUAGGAGCAUAUCAAAAUACGAGUGCUCCUUAUCAGCCUAUUUCUUCGUUUCCAAAUUCAGGGUCUUAUCCUGGGCCUGCAAGUUAUUCAGGCACUUAAUACCAUCUUGGUGAUUAUUAGAAAGCUGGAAGUUAUCCAACUAGCGGUUACAAUAAUCAGACGAACUCAUGGCAUGAAGGCAGUUAUGCAAAUUAUAAUUCUCAUCAAUACUCAAACUACCCUGCAGAGGCAACUGGCAUUUACAAUUUUGUUACUACAGGCCUUCACUGCAAUAUCCACAACAGUACAAGCAAUGGACAGAUUUUGAACGCGAAUCCAUUUCGAUUCUA